CCUGUCUGUUAAGUACCAAAAUGAACUCUUGUCAACUUUCACUCCAAUGGCAGCUUCUGUCCGUCUUCAUAAUUUUCUCCAUCUCCGUCACCGCUACAAACUUCAACAUUCCAAGGCUUAGUCCUAUUAGAGGAUCAUAUUUUAUGGAUCUUCAAAUUUUGUCCACUGAUGUUUCGGAGGACUUCCAGACAUUUUUUUACACACAAACACUUGAUCACUUCAAUUACAGGCCUGAAAGCUUCUCCACUUUUCAACAACGAUACCUCAUUAAUUUCAAGUCCUGGGGUGGCGCAAAUGCUAAUGCACCAAUAUUUGCAUAUUUUGGAGCCGAAGUUCCAUUGGAUGGCGAUUUAGAUGUUAUCGGAUUCCUUACCGAUAAUGCCAACCGCUUCAAUGCUCUUCUAGUAUAUAUAGAGCAUCGAUACUAUGGGAAAUCAAUCCCUUUUGGAUCAAGAGAAGAGGCACUGAAAAAUGCAAGCACUAUCGGCUAUUUCAACUCGGCCCAAGCUAUAGCAGACUAUGCAGAAAUUCUCAUGUAUAUAAAGAAAAAAUAUCAAGCUGAAGAUUCACCGGUGAUCGUCAUUGGAGGAUCAUAUGGUGGAAUGCUUGCUGCAUGGUUUCGACUGAAAUAUCCUCACGCUGCUCUGGGAGCUUUGGCCUCCUCAGCUCCUAUCCUGUAUUUUGAUGACAUAACGCCUCAGAAUGGAUAUUAUUCUGUUGUCACCAAGGAUUUUAGAGAAGCUAGCGAAACAUGCUACCAAACCAUACGAGAGUCAUGGUCAGAAAUUGAAAAAAUUGCGUCCACGCCAAAUGGUCUUUUAAUCCUCAGCAAGCAAUUCAGAACUUGCAAACCAUUGCAAGAUUCUUCUGAGCUCAAGGACAAUUUGUUGUCAAUGUAUGCUACUGCAGCUCAAUAUAAUCAACCGCCAAGGUAUCCAGUGAGCAUGGUGUGUGGCGGCAUCGAUGGGGCGCCUUCUCAAACUGAUAUUCUUGGCAAAAUAUUUGCAGGUGUUGUUGCUUUUAAAGGAAAUAGAUCUUGCUAUGUUAAUGCCCCCAUGAAUGAAUCUGAAACAGAUGUGGGAUGGCAAUGGCAGACAUGUAGCGAAAUAGUGAUACCGAUAGGGAUUGAUAAUACGACAAUGUUCCCACCUAAUCCUUUCAAUCUAAGCGUCUUCAUCGAUGGGUGUGAGGCAGAAUAUUCCGGUGUCCAUCCUCGCCCUCAUUGGGUCACAACUUAUUAUGGAGGCCAUGAUAUAAAACUGAUUCUUCAAAGGUUUGCUAGCAACAUUAUUUUCUCCAAUGGAUUAAGAUAUCCAUAUAGUAGCGGCGGGGUGUUGGAGGAUAUAUCAGACACCGUUGUUGCCAUUCACACAGUAAAUGGUUCUCACUGCUUGGAUAUUCUUAGAGCAAAUCGUAGUAGUGAUCCGGAUUGGUUGGUUAAGCAGCGUGAAACUGAGUUGGAGAUCAUUGAAGGAUGGAUGUCUAUGUACUAUGCUGAUCUUAAAGCAUCCAAGCAAAUACAAACUAAUGGGAUAUAA
Molecule: messenger RNA, 1538 nt
Organism: Pistacia vera
Lineage: Eukaryota; Viridiplantae; Streptophyta; Magnoliopsida; Sapindales; Anacardiaceae
Product: lysosomal Pro-X carboxypeptidase-like
Exons: 9
Coding region: 21-1538 (505 amino acids)
Biological process (GO): proteolysis
Molecular function (GO): dipeptidyl-peptidase activity; serine-type exopeptidase activity
Source: RefSeq, a predicted model, not a curated record